CUGUGCUGGGCGAAAUGGCAGAGUCCACAGCUUGCCUCACCUUUCCCUAGUGGUCAUUGGCCUGAAAAGAUACUAAGGACCUCUGAUCUGCUGGUCACCUAUGUUGCAGUCUGUCCGGUGCCACCUUCUUUAAGAUGAGCUCGAGGCCAUGAGCAGAUACACCAGCCCUGUCAACCCAGCUGUCUUCCCCCAUCUGACCGUGGUGCUUCUGGCCAUUGGCAUGUUCUUCACCGCCUGGUUCUUUGUCUAUGAGGUCACCUCCACCAAGUACACGAGGGACAUCUACAAAGAGCUCCUCAUCUCCCUGGUGGCCUCGCUGUUCAUGGGGUUUGGUGUCCUCUUCCUCCUGCUCUGGGUUGGCAUCUACGUAUGAGUCUCUGGGGUACCCUGGAGGCUUCAUUGAGUCCCUGCUUUUGUAAAUUAAUUUUUUACUGUUGUUAGAAGUGUCCCCCCUGCUGCUCACAAUAAAGGCAGACACGUGACA
Molecule: messenger RNA, 484 nt
Organism: Chinchilla lanigera (long-tailed chinchilla)
Lineage: Eukaryota; Metazoa; Chordata; Mammalia; Rodentia; Chinchillidae
Gene: Tmem258
Product: transmembrane protein 258
Exons: 5
Coding region: 149-373 (74 amino acids)
Biological process (GO): protein N-linked glycosylation
Cellular component (GO): membrane-bounded organelle
Source: RefSeq, a predicted model, not a curated record